UUAGGGUGUGUUGGUCUGUCAGUGAGUAGUAUGCCCAGUGUGAACACUAGACUGAGAGCUGCCACCGCCACUGCUGCCAGGUACAUGUGGUGGGCCGCCACUGUCUUGUCAGACUGUGUGUGGUCCUGGAGGAAUGCAAUGCGGAGGUGUAAAAUAAGGGUGGGUCUUUGUAGAGUCUACAAGAUGGCUACAAGAUAUAGCCAGCUCAAUAUUGAUAUUGAUAUUCAUACUCUGAAGCAGAAGACUGGGGUAACAGACCCCCAGCUAGACCAAAGAAUUGAGCAAGAACAAUUGUGGAGCCUGGCUGGUUUACUUGGCAGCUAUGAUAAGUUUGUUAGAAAGCCAGGGUUUGAUGCCGAUAUAGCAGAUCUGAAGGAAUGUGCCUUUAGGAAUGGCUAUCGACAGGCCAUGUAUGAAGCUCUGAGAAAAUGGGAAAACGUAAUCCUUGACUUCACUUAUCGGUCGUUGUUGGAGAUCUUAAUUAGUCUUCGUGAAGGAGCUUUGGCUGACCAAGUGUGUAGGACUUUCAUCCAGACACAAGCCAGUGAGCCGAAUAAAGAAGACGCCGUGUCCUUGUCACCUGCUCCAGGUUAGUUAAUAUCAAGCUCAUAUAUAUUGUUUCCGAUACUAUAGGUUGUCACGAGACAGUUCAGAAUGAGCACCCCCGUUAGAGAUGCACUUGGCCAUCUUCCGAGAAAUUCAGAUCCUCCUGCAGGUUACUCUCGUCUAACAGUGAAAUUAGAUUUUGAUGUUAAAACUGCAACUCUUGAAGAUGUAGACACGUACAGGAAACGUUUCGCUAGUGAUUUCUCGCUCUCCCAGCUAGCCCUUUCUUUGUUUGAGCUCCAGGAAAGCUCACUACUGGUUACAUGGCUAGUCCCUGCUGCUGUAGGAGCAAUGAUCAGUGAUCAAGUGCAGAAGAAAAGAUCUUCUUUCUUUUUAAGCAACAAUAUUCUCAAGCUAUCACUCGAAGGAGAAUGUUUCUACCCGAUGGUAAAGAUUAGUCAGUCAGGUACAGAGGGAUCUGGAGGUGCUAUGAUUGAAGCUGGAGCUUCAAUCACUCGUAAACCACAUCAAAGGAUAGCGGAGCGAAUCAACCUCGAACCUAAUCAUCGUGGACUGGCUAUUGUUGUACCAUUCCGUUUGUUGUUGGACCUAACGGACGUGCUCACGAGGACAUUGAGAUUUGCUGUUUAUGAGCCUCGAAAUGAACCAUCCCUAAAGUCAUACAUGCAAGCUGUAGAUCUGGAGCUGAAACACCAUCCCAUAAUAGCGGUGGUAUCUGGAGUUGGAAGGGGUGAUCUUCUUCUACGCACUAAUAUUGGUGACAUCGACAUCAAGGAAGAUAUUAUGGCACCACUAUUCCCUCCUAUUGCCACAUACCUUGCUGACAACCCAAAGAUAUUCCUAGUUGUUGUCAAUUCCUCCGGCUCUUCUGAACGCCAUGCUCUACAUUUCUUUGAAGCAAUCUGGGAAAACUACAUUGUUGGUUACAUUACAUGGAGUGAUCACGGUGGUUGGCGGAGGGUGACAGACAUCAUAGAGAACAAACUGGCACACCCUUCUCUGUCUGUGCAAGAUUUUUUGACUUCAAUUAGCAACCAAAUUCCACCCACCGUUACCAUGACUGUGAUCGACCGUCUCAAGAAGCCAGUUUACUUGCAUCCUCGUGGAUCUGAGCUAAUGGGAACUCACAGCAGAUCACCAGAAUCAUCCGAGGAGUCUGAUAGUGAAUCACAUCUGCUGAAACAACCAACCAAGAAGCUCAAAACUGAACUAUCGUUAACGCAACAAGAAGGAGUCCCCUCUCAACAAGCUGAGUCGAGUGAUAAACUUCAUGAAGACUUAUAGUGCUCACCUCAUGCAUCUUAUUAUACAACUUACCCGUAUGUCUGUACAUGUAUGUGUAAUUCUGUUCGAACAAAUUCUUUAUAUUUUUUGUACAAAUUGCACGGCAUAAUUAUUGACAACAGCA
This is a messenger RNA of Halichondria panicea, 1975 nucleotides long. RefSeq lists its product as uncharacterized. NCBI's taxonomy places the organism in Eukaryota, Metazoa, Porifera, Demospongiae, Suberitida, Halichondriidae. The transcript has 5 exons. Bases 655 to 1851 code for a protein of 398 amino acids. The record is from RefSeq and is a predicted model, not a curated record.